AUGAUCAACUACAUUCUCCUCGUCUCUCGGCAAGGCAAAGUUCGUCUGGCAAAAUGGUUCUCGACGAUGUCGCCCAAAGCCAAGGCAAAGAUAGUGAAGGACGUAACUCAGCUGGUGUUGGCUCGCCGGACGAGAAUGUGUAAUUUUUUGGAGUACAAAGAUACCAAGGUUGUAUACCGACGAUAUGCGUCACUAUUUUUUGUUACUGGGAUUGGAUCAGGCGACAAUGAGCUUGUGACACUGGAAAUCAUCCACCGAUACGUGGAGGUCCUUGACCGAUACUUUGGAAAUGUUUGCGAACUUGACCUUAUAUUCAACUUCCAGAAGGCCUACGCAAUCCUUGAUGAACUCAUCAUAGCGGGGGAAUUGCAAGAGUCGUCGAAGAAAUCGGUACUUCGCGUAGUGACGCAGUCGGAUAGCGUCGAAGAGCAAGAGAACGCAGAAGACACGAUGGCUCGACUCGGAUCACGCAGCGGUCCGAUGAUGUAG
Molecule: messenger RNA, 489 nt
Organism: Laccaria bicolor S238N-H82
Lineage: Eukaryota; Fungi; Basidiomycota; Agaricomycetes; Agaricales; Hydnangiaceae
Exons: 8
Coding region: 1-489 (162 amino acids)
Biological process (GO): vesicle-mediated transport; protein transport
Cellular component (GO): AP-1 adaptor complex; intracellular membrane-bounded organelle
Molecular function (GO): clathrin-cargo adaptor activity
Source: RefSeq, a predicted model, not a curated record